AUGCACACUUUUACCCUUCUCCCGAUCCUGACGUUGCUUGCCUAUGCACAACGAGUCACGUCUAUGCCGGCUCCCGCCGGUGUUCAGCCUGGGACCUAUGAAGAAACCAGCGCGACCGAAUCGGUCAAGGCAGCCUGUCUGCGAGACAUCCAGGAUUGCACCGAUCGUCAUGGAAAAGCUAUCUGGCGGCCCGGGCCAAAGGAUUCCGGGUUACCCAAUAUCAAACAAAAAGACGUCGUUGCCACCGAUCCAGUGCCAGACAACUAUGCCUAUCACGCCAGGCUCGCCGUCAUAGGCGCUUGGUCUCAGUUUGCAGCUACUGAUCUCCGGGAAAUGUUCGCCUCCAACGACAGCACAAGGAAAGAUAGAGAUUCGUAUUGCAUCUACGAUGACGCGGAGAUGUCAAAGGUCACUGUCACUAUAGGAAAGAAUAGGACGGAUGUGACCGACUACACAACGUAUUCACCUCAAGAGAUCACAGACUUGCCCAACAAGCUGGGAUCGAUCAGGAACAUCCUUGAUUGGCCGACCUACUGGCCGUAUCUGCUUGGACAGACCCUUAGAGACAAGUGGUAUCAAAGUGAUAUUCCUGAAGAUCAGGUCACGCUUGAAAAUGUCGAACAGUAUGUCAUCGCUUAUUGCGAAAUCUUGACUGGGGUGGAGUGUGUGGCGACCGGGACGUCUGAGCCGAAGGUAUUAGAUGGGAAAGAAUCGGCAAGCGAUGAGAUAUUCAGGAUCCUCCUGAGGUCUAAAUUCACGCCGGUGAUCAUGAUCGAAACCGGGGACGUUGACUCGAAAGGUGUUUGGGGCGUUAGCGACGCUACAUACAAUUCGCGUUGGGUCAAAUAUUGGAACCACAAAGAAGGUAAAAUGUAUGGGACAGAUGCGACGUCAAGCUUGAGGGUCGUCCAUGUGAAGGGUGUCGAGGAGAGGCCUGCCAAUCCGCUGAAGACGUUUGAGCGCAACGAAAAGCAAUAAAUGAC
Filobasidium floriforme is the source of this 983-nucleotide messenger RNA. RefSeq lists its product as uncharacterized. The record is from RefSeq and is a predicted model, not a curated record. The coding region runs from base 1 to 978 and encodes 325 amino acids. NCBI's taxonomy places the organism in Eukaryota, Fungi, Basidiomycota, Tremellomycetes, Filobasidiales, Filobasidiaceae. The transcript has 4 exons.